This is a messenger RNA of Apus apus (common swift), 1215 nucleotides long. RefSeq names its product urotensin 2B (gene UTS2B). Gene Ontology annotation, molecular function: hormone activity. The transcript has 5 exons. The record is from RefSeq and is a predicted model, not a curated record. Gene Ontology annotation, biological process: regulation of blood pressure; blood vessel diameter maintenance. Lineage: Eukaryota; Metazoa; Chordata; Aves; Apodiformes; Apodidae. Bases 224 to 607 code for a protein of 127 amino acids. Gene Ontology annotation, cellular component: extracellular region.
AUACGAGAGAUAUUGAACAGGUUCCAUCUGACGUCUGUUACUGGGUUGUUCUGUCCACUCCCAAAGGAGUGAAUCAUAUUGACAGGUUGAAUUAUAUCUCAAGAGAUAUUUUUCUCCCCUCCUCCAAAGGCCAUUUGCAAUCGCAGCACAUCCACUGCCUCUUAAAAGUGAGCUCAUCUGGCACGGGGUUGCAUUGAAGUCCUCCACCGUGCCUGAAGGAAGAAUGCUUUUGGGUGGUGGGAACGUGGAGAAGAUGUGGUCUGUCCAGCUGUCCCUUGGAGUGCUAACCAUCUUGACCAUGACCGUGUAUGUCCCGUCUACACAUGGAGAGCCUUUUUUACUACAAGAGAACCGAGUCCUUCCGGAGAGAGGCAACACAAAUCAUGAGGACACACUUCUGACUCUGCUCCUUAAUAAGAAACUUGCAUGGCGGAGACCAGAGAAUAUUGACUGGGAGCUGGCAAAGAAAUUUGAAGAGCUUGAACAGCUGGAGAAGUUGAAGGAUCAGCUCUCAACUGAGGAAGGGUCAGAGGUGGCUUAUGCCUUGGAAAGUCUCUCAGCAUCCCAGCCCAAAAAACGCGCUUGUUUUUGGAAAUACUGCAUCUGAAGACUUGCAAGGACUGAAGGCUGAAGACGAGCUCUUCCCCAAACUGCCAUGCUGGGUAUUAAUGUGUUAAGAGUUUAUGCUGUUCUCUCAUCAUGCUGCUAACUUGGAUGCUAUCCUCCACGACUGAACCACAGCCAAGUCCAACAGGGACCAUGUCAGAAGCCAGUAGCCCACUACCACAUUCCACUAUUCCUUCCUUCCAGGUUUAACCUGCCAUGAUCUACUUGGAAGAGGCUCCCAAAAAUUCCCCUGCUGUCCUGUGUGUGCCACUCAGUCUGCUGACACUGUACACUCUGCCCCUUCUCUCCAGGUCCCAUGAGACACCAAACACCAAUUCAGUUCCCCUGCCUUGGGCCUCUGCCCACACCUGCAGGCGUUGCUCAUGGUGGUGUCUGGGUUUCCCAUGGCCUUCUAUGAGCAGCUCUGAGAUGACUCAACAGCUGCUGCUGGGACAGGAAGGCAGGCUGGGUGUAAAGUGAGGGGCUGCCUGCCUUGGCUUGCUGAGCCAGAGCUGUUCCUCGUUGUGUCCUGUCAGUGUACACAGCAGGUUUGGGGUAGGACUGGCACAGAGGUCUGGAUCCUUUGGAUAUCACUCCAAUAAAAAUUUU